UCACUCACUCGUGGGUGAAUCGCUCAGUCCCACAAACAGAGAUUUCCAACCGAAGAUGAGGCUUUGUGAAACACAUGCACAAGCAGAUGUGGAAAAGUAACAGGCACAAGACAACCAUCACCGUCACAUAUCCAGAUUUUUUUUUCCGCCUUUCUUUUAUAGAACCGCCACAAGAAGGACCUCCUUAUCAUCGCCACGAGCAAUGGGAGUUCUAAGCUACAUUUCAGUGAACUCCGCAGCCACACCCAUCUCUCAGGACCCUCCAAACACACCUGUGCCUAACCCAAGACAGACCAAAGUCAUCCUGCCCAACAAGAAGCCCCUCAAAUGGUCCACUGGGAUGGCUCCGGGCGACUACGGUGGCCCACCGACCACGACGAAGCUUAGAAAGUACUGGGGUGGUGAAGAAGAGGACCCUCUGAGCUCUGAUGACUUUAUGUGGAACAAGGACUUCAUGGGUCGAUUUCAAAGAUUGGUUAAGAACAAUGAGUCUUCAAUUGAGGCCACUCCGAUUAAGGGAGAGCCAUCUGGGUUUCUAAGCUUAAAUAGAGUCAUGAGCCUUGACAGUUUGGAAGUUGAUUUUAGUAAAGAACUCACAAAUCCUUUAAAGCAUGGGUUAGAAGAGAAAGUUGAGGCUACAGUUCAGACUAGUGGCAGAAAGUCACCCAGAUGGAAAUUGGCACCAACACGGCGUGAGCAAGAGAAGUGGGAUAGAGCAAGCAAAGCUGCAACUGGAGGCAGUGAUGUGAUGUUUCGGGAAUUAAGGCGGCCUCGUGGAGACCCAGAAGUGUUGGCUGCUCAGUGGAGAGAGCAGUAUUUUAAGUUAAAGAAGAAGUUACAAAUUCUCACUCUGGGUAUAGGCAGUGUUGGCUUAGUCUCUUCUUAUGUUUCUUAUUCCCCUGAAAUUGCUGCUAGCUUUGGUGCUGGGUUUCUUGGUUCUUUGGUGUAUAUGCGUAUGCUAGGGACUAGUGUGGAUUCAAUGGCAGAUGGAGCAAAAGGGCUUGUCAAGGGAGCGGCUGCACAACCAAGGCUUUUGGUUCCUGUUGCGUUGGUCAUGAUCUAUAACCGGUGGAAUGGGAUCCUCGUUCCAGAAUAUGGAUAUAUGCACUUAGAAUUGAUACCGAUGUUGGUGGGGUUUUUCACUUACAAGAUUGCGACUUUUGUUCAAGCUAUAGAGGAGGCACUUACCGUGGUUGGGAAAGAGACCGAAGUUUGAGAUAGAUCCUCUUCAUACAUUGUUGAAAUUUUCCUUUUUUGCUUCUGAUAUGGCUACUAGAGAUAAUAACAUGCAAAUUGCAAUGUUGUUUACUGGGCUGCUUGGAAGAGAAGUUCAGUUAAAGAGAUGCCAAGAAUCAUCAAAACAGUUUACUCAUUGUUGCUGCUGCUUUUAAAAAGUUGUUCUGAAUAUAGCAGUAGUUUAUGCAAAAUUUUCUCCAUUGUACAAUUAAUUCUUGCAUGUGAUCAUGAUAGGAUUAUAUAAUAUGGCAUUCAGUAGAGACAGAAUUUGCUUCAAAAUCUUGGGUAUUCUUGAUGAGAUAUGGUAUUGUCACAUGGCAGACUUGGGAAAAGUUGUAAAUAUAGUUUUAUGUUUCUAAACCAAACCAAAAUAUCAUUUGGUUGGAUGCUUUUAAUGAAUACCAGUGUUGGAAAAGCAUAGUU
Molecule: messenger RNA, 1659 nt
Organism: Corylus avellana
Lineage: Eukaryota; Viridiplantae; Streptophyta; Magnoliopsida; Fagales; Betulaceae
Product: ATP synthase protein I-like protein
Source: RefSeq, a predicted model, not a curated record